AUGCUGCAGUUCACCUGGGAGCUCUACCUCCUGCCUGUAGCAGCCUCUGCUCCUGUGACCUCUGACUCAGACAAGGACAACCUCACUGUCUUCACAGAAUUCCUCCUCAUGGACGUCGCAGGCUCCAGGGAGCUCCAGGUUCUGCAAGGGGUGCUGUUCUUACUGAUCUAUCUGGGAGCGUUGACAGGGAAUCUUGUGACUGUUGCAAUCAUUGUGACAGACACACGUCUGCACUCUCCCAUGUACUUUUUUAUAGGCAACGUGGCCCUCCUAGACCUCGGCACCAUCUCUGUUGUAGUUCCCAAGGCCGUAGUGAAUUCCCUGACAGGAAGCAAGAUGAUCUCCCUGACAGAAUGUGCUGCGCAGAUUUUCCUGUUUGUGGUGUUUGCAGCUGUGGAGAUUGCGUUCCUGGUGGUCAUGUCCUAUGACCGCUACGUGGCCAUCUGCCGCCCUCUGCACUACGGGCUCACCAUCACCCCUACUCUGUGCGCCCAGGCCGCAGCUGGCUCCUGGGCCUCUGGCCUGGUCUACUCCGCUAUGCACACAGGGGCUCUGUUCUGGCUGCCCUUCACCAAGACCAAUGUGAUCCAGCAGUAUUUCUGUGACAUCCCUCAAGUUCUGCGGAUUUCAUCUUCAGAAGUUCAGCUUUCUGAAUCUGUGCUCAUUGCUGUGAGCGUUUGCCUUGUCUUAGCAUGCUUUGUCUCUAUGCUUCUAUCCUACGCUAAUAUAUGUUCAACUGUGCUUAAGAUCCGUUCAGUGGAAGCCCGCAACAAAGCCGUAUCCACCUGCACCCCACAGCUGGCCAUCCUCCUUUUGUUUCUUAUUUCUGGGUCAGUGGCUGUCUUGGGUCCCACUGCAGAGCAGCCUUCCCUGAGGAACCUGCUGACUGCCAUGUUCUACACCAUGGCGCCCCCAUUCGUGAACCCCGUCAUCUACUGUCUACGCAACAGGGACAUCAACGCCGCCCUGGGCAGAAUGUUCAGCCGAUGCGCUCAGCUCCCUGUCAGGGCUUUUCUAGAAUAA
Octodon degus (degu) is the source of this 1023-nucleotide messenger RNA. RefSeq names its product olfactory receptor 14I1-like. The coding region runs from base 1 to 1023 and encodes 340 amino acids. Gene Ontology annotation, molecular function: G protein-coupled receptor activity; olfactory receptor activity; odorant binding. The transcript has a single exon. Gene Ontology annotation, biological process: G protein-coupled receptor signaling pathway. NCBI's taxonomy places the organism in Eukaryota, Metazoa, Chordata, Mammalia, Rodentia, Octodontidae. The record is from RefSeq and is a predicted model, not a curated record. Gene Ontology annotation, cellular component: membrane.